Molecule: messenger RNA, 2891 nt
Organism: Megalobrama amblycephala (Wuchang bream)
Lineage: Eukaryota; Metazoa; Chordata; Actinopteri; Cypriniformes; Xenocyprididae
Exons: 1
Coding region: 712-2460 (582 amino acids)
Molecular function (GO): GTP binding
Source: RefSeq, a predicted model, not a curated record
UAGAGAUAUAUGUGAUAGCAAUAUAUUGUCAUAUAUUUUGCAUAUAUGACAAUGUCACUUGCGAUAUAGGGACAUAUAUGUCAUAUAUUACAUUUCCGUAUGGGACCCGUUAUCGACCCGUUGCUGCCUGUCCUGAUCCUUGCCUUGUCUGUUGUUCUGUGUAUGGUAUCUGCCUGCCUUGAUAUACUGCCUGUAUCCUGACUACGACUACGAAAACCAGUGUUCCUCAUGUAUGGAGCAGAAACAACACAACCUCAGGGUCUGUUUUCAAGUCUUCCCGCUUAUGUCUCUCCAGCAUUGGAGAGCUUUUUCUAAUAUUAAUGUGGAUCCUAAAGCUCUUACCUGAUCAUUACCCUUCUUUUUCCAGCGAUAUUCCUCUGAGCUUUUUUCUUCUGUACUGUCUCUCAGCCAUCUCUCUUCAAAUCUCUCUUGCUCGCUCUCUCUCCUCAAUGAUCAAAGGUGUAUUCACUUUUAUUGCACUACUUUGGGGCUUGUGUUUUCAAUAUAGUCUUGCUAAGAGUUUUUUUUAUUAUUAUUGUUUUAUAAUAGGAAAUAAUCUACCUGUCAAUUUAGAAAUGAUUUAAUUAUUGAUAGGUGAUAGAAUGUUUAAUCAUUUGACGUUUUAGUGACAUCGGACAGGGUUCUUCUCAGUUCUUUUGUAUACUGUUUUUGUAUAAUGUACAAACAAUUAUUUCCUUUUCCUUUAAUCAGAUGGAAAAUAGCCAGUCAGCUGUUGACAACAAUCAGAAAAUGGCAAUAGAAAGCACAAAAAGCAAAGAUGUUGCACAUAAUAUAAAGGACAACUGGAGCAGAAAAAUAUACAAUGGAAGCAAUGAAAACCUGCCCAUAUUUAAACUCAAACUGUCUGAAACAUGGAAGAACAGAGAUGGAUUCUGCAGAAGAAGCACAUUUGGGACAGAAAACAUCAAGAAACAGAACAAGACCAUCAUGAUGAUCGGAGCCACAGGUUCAGGAAAAACCACUCUAAUUAACAGCAUGAUCAACUACAUUCUGGGAGUGAAAUGGGAAGAUGACUUCCGGUUUGUGCUGAUAGAUGAAGGGAAGCAGAAAUCUCAGGCUGAAAGUCAAACUUCAGAGAUCACAGCUUAUCAAAUCAAUCACAUGGAUGGAUUCAAGGUUCCACAUUCUCUGACCAUAGUGGACACACCAGGAUUCGGUGAUACCAGAGGAAUCUCACAUGACCAGAAGAUCACAAAGAUGAUUCAGGAGUUCUUCUCUAAUCCAGGAGGGAUCGACCGCAUUGAUGCCGUGUGUUUUGUAGUCCAGGCUUCACUUGCCCGUCUGACGCACACACAGAAAUAUGUCUUUGACUCCAUUCUUUCCAUAUUUGGGAAGGAUAUUGCUGAAAACAUCCUUAUGAUGGUCACUUUUGCAGAUGGGAAAACACCUGCUGUUCUCGAGGCCAUCAAAGUCUCUGGGGUGUCUUGUGCUAAAAAUAAGUCUGGAGAGCCUCUUCACUUCAAGUUCAACAACUCUGCUGUGUUUGCUAACAAUAAAUCCACAGAAAAUGAGACACCUGACUGUAAUCAAUCUGCAGAGGAUGAGGACUGCGGAAACUUUGACCAAAUGUUCUGGAAGAUGGGAUUUUCUAGCAUGAAUAGAUUCUUCACAUUCCUUAACAAGAUGGAAACCAAGAGCUUGACUCUGACACGGGAGGUCCUGAAAGAGCGACAGCAGCUGGAAGUGCUUGUGGAAGGCAUCCGGCCCCAAAUCAAUGCUGGUCUGACAAAACUGGAUGAAAUCAGGAAGACAAGAGCUACUCUGGAGCAGCACAAGGCUGAGAUGGAUGCAAACAAGGAUUUUGAAUAUGAAGUAGAAGUAACUGUCCCAAAACAGACCUUAAACAACACUGGCUCCUACUUAUCCAACUGCCACAAGUGUAACUUCACAUGUCAUGACACAUGCAGAAUUGCAGAUGACAGUGAAAGAUAUAACUGCUGGGCCAUGAAAGAUGGAAAGUGUACAGUCUGUCCUGGAAAGUGUCACUGGAAUGUGCACUUUAAUCAGAAAUACAAAUGGGAUUAUGUCCCAGAAAAGAGAAAGCAAACCUAUGAGGAUUUAAAAAAGAGAUAUAAGGAUGCACAUGGACAGGUCAUGUCAAAAGAAAAGAUCUUUGAAGAACUUGAAAAGGAGCUUGAGGAAGUCCUGAAUACUGUGGCUGGACUAAUUGAAAGAUCUAAAAAGUCUUUGGAGCGACUGCAGGAAAUCGCCCUCAAGUCCAAUCCUCUGUCCACCCCUGACUACAUCGAUCUGAUGAUUAAAUCUGAGGAACAAGAAGCCAAGCCUGGAUUUCAAGAUCGCAUUCAGUCUUUGAUGGAGGUCAGGAAGAAUGCAGAUAUCAUCAGUAAGGUUCCCACAGGAGAAGUGUUUUCAGAGGACUGGAAAGAUUACAAACCUGAAAAAAAACAAAAAACAAAAAAACAAAAAAACAUACUAUAAUCUAACGGUCCUGCUCAGGUUUACGGAUUUUGUUCAAGAAAAAGUAAGCUCUGCAUUCAAGUAAAACAUUAACCUUUUAUCUGCUCUUACCACAGCUAUAAACAAGUACAUUUGGUUUUGUGGUAAGAUGCUCUGCAUGCAUUUUUAUUAUACUUAAAAAUACUUCAGCUUAAAAAUGGUCUUCAUCUACAUAUAAUGUAUAAUACAUACCUGUAUGAUUUUGCCUAACAGCUUGUUACAUAGAAAUAGAAAUAAAUGAACAUCAUCUAAAAUUGAUUUAUAGUAUAUUAAAUGAACUGAAUAUGUCAUGUAUAAUAAUAUUGCUUUGGGAUGAUGUAAUUUUACUUUCAUUUACACUAGUCAUUAAUUUUGCAUGAAUAAAAAAAGCAAGCGAGUUAAUUAUUAUUGUGUGUUGUCAAUAAAGACAUUUA